Nematolebias whitei (Rio pearlfish) is the source of this 927-nucleotide messenger RNA. Its product is annotated as zinc finger protein 26-like. The coding region runs from base 1 to 927 and encodes 308 amino acids. The transcript has 5 exons. Gene Ontology annotation, molecular function: RNA polymerase II cis-regulatory region sequence-specific DNA binding; DNA-binding transcription factor activity, RNA polymerase II-specific. Lineage: Eukaryota; Metazoa; Chordata; Actinopteri; Cyprinodontiformes; Rivulidae. Gene Ontology annotation, biological process: regulation of transcription by RNA polymerase II. The record is from RefSeq and is a predicted model, not a curated record. Gene Ontology annotation, cellular component: nucleus.
AUGCCGCGCUCGUUCCUCGUCAGGACUAAAAGGACCCAUCCACUCAGCUCACCUAAGGUCUGCUUCAGACGACGGUCUCAAACAGAUGACGAGAAGACGGAGCAGGAGAGUGGAAACCCUGAAGACACUCUGCAGCCUUUGUCCCCCGUGCUUGGGGUCAGAGACGUUGCGCCUGAACCGUGCUCGCUGAGGGAUGGGGUGCCAGGUUGCUCACAAAGAGUCCUUACAGAACAGCUCUGGCCUUCAGCCACGGUGGAGAAAGGAGAUUUUCCUCAACUGGUUUCAUCGUGGCCAUCAGACAGCCAUCGAUCGGACCGAGAGAGGGAACUGGAGCGACUGGUGCUGAUGCUGCUCAACCACACCUCACAUACGGACCUCAAAUCACCCACCAGAGAGUGUCCACUCUGUGAAAAGACACUUUCAGAAGCCCUGAUGUCAGGAGGUCAUCUUCAGGAUCAGCUUUGCAACGCCCUCUCUGCACCUUUGUCGAGCUCGUUCACAGAUGCAGACAUGAACCUCGUGACCUUUGGAUUCAGAGCAGGUGGCAGCUACAGCAGAUCAAAGGAGCGUAGCUUCAGCUGCAAGGUGUGUGGAAAGGUGUUCAAGCGCUCGUCCACCCUGUCUACUCACCUCCUCAUCCACUCGGACACGAGGCCCUACCCCUGCCUGUACUGUGGCAAAAGGUUUCACCAGAAGUCAGACAUGAAGAAACACACCUUCAUACACACAGGUGAGAAACCACAUGUGUGCAAGGUGUGCGGGAAAGGAUUCAGCCAAAGCUCCAACCUCAUCACCCACAGCCGAAAGCACAGCAGCUACCGCCCGUUCAGCUGCUCACGCUGUCAGCACAGCUUCCAGCGCAGGGCGGACCUGCAGCGCCACCAGGAGUCGCAGUGCGGCUACGGAGACAUGUACACUCAAAGCUGA